UACUUCUGCUAGUACUCUUUCCAGUAUUGUACAGUUAAAUGGAGAGUACAUAUUUCACGUAAUCACAGAUUUGAUAAAAAAUUGUUUAGUCACAAGCUAUUUAGACAAAAGUCUAUUGCAGAAGAUCAAAAUGACACCAAUAAGAUUUGCAAUUUUAACUGAGAUGUUAAAGUACACGUAAGAGUCAUUUAAUUUUUAUGUACUUGUAAAAGUAAUGAAAAUUAAUAACAAACAUGAAUGAUUCAUGGCAUGCUGUAAGGAAUUGAAAAAUAAAGUAAGUGACAGUUGUGCCAGUGGUGAGAAAAUAGAUGAAAGUGGACCUGGAUUAAAAAUGUUUAUCAGCAGUGCAGAAAAAAUAAUAGGAGAUGUUUCUUACAUGGCUAUUGUGGAAGAUAACGAAGCGUCAAUAAUGGAAUAUUUAAUCCACUGGAGUGAUCAAAGAAAAACUGACGUCAUUCUUACCACUGGUGGCACAGGAUUUUCCAGGAGAGAUGUUACUCCCGAGGCAACCAGGAAAGUUAUCGAUAAAGAAGCUCCUGGAUUGUCUGUAGCGAUGCUCGAGGCGAGUCUAAAAAUCACCCCCUUGGCAAUGCUUUCUCGAGCUGUAUGUGGAAUACGAAAAAGGACCCUAAUUAUUAAUUUACCAGGUUCACAUAAGGCUGCAAUAGAAUGCUUUACUGCAAUCGCGCCUGCCAUUCCGCAUGCCGUAGAUUUGAUCUUGGACAAUAAAGCAAAAGUUAAAGAUACGCAUAAUGUUGUGCAACAUAAUGUUACAUCUUGUUCGCACAAUACUUCUUGUAGAAUUCCAUUUCAGACGAACUUCGAGAAUGUGACAACACGCCUUAGAGAAUCUCCAUUUCCUAUGAUUUCUGUGGAAGAAGCAGUGAGAAUAAUAUGUAUGAGUGUAGAUGAAAAAAGAAUUGUAGAGACUGUGAAUGUGAAAGAUGCUUACGGUAGAAUAUUAUCUGAGGAUGUAUAUUCCAAUUGCGAUCUUCCACCAUUCAGAGCUUCCAUAAAAGACGGAUAUGCAGUGUUAGCGAGCGAUGGAAAGGGCAGAAGAAAGGUGUUGAGUAGUGUGCAAGCAGGGACCGCUCCUCUUCUUCUAGUGUCUAUUGAACGUGGCACUUGCGUACGCGUGAAUACUGGAGCGCCUGUUCCCGAUGAAGCAACAGCGGUUGUACAAGUUGAGGACACAAAGUUAAUAUCAAAAAGCGUUGACAACAUGGAAGAAAUGGAAAUUGAGAUAAUGACUGUACCUCAAGAAGGACAAGAUAUCAGACCUAUUGGUUCCGAUAUAAAAAAAGGAAGCUUAGUAUUAAAUUCAAACACGUGUAUUGGUUCAGCGGAAAUGGGACUUCUGAUGGCUUGCGGCAGGAAGCAUGUUACAGUUACUAAACAUCCAGAUAUAGGUAUAUUGUCAACAGGAGACGAAUUACAGGAAGCUGGAGAGCCUUUGAAACCAGGAAAGGUCUACGACAGCAACAAAAUAACUCUCAUUUCACUAUUAAAAGAGAAUGGCUUUGAUUCUUUGGAUUUCGGAAUUGCAGUUGACAAUGUUGAUCAGAUGAUAAACAAAAUUAAGGAGGCUCUAGAAAAAGUAGAUGUACUUGUGACAACAGGCUCCGUGUCAAUGGGUGACAAAGAUUUGUUGAAGCCAAUUUUAGAGACAUAUUUCAAAGCUACAAUACACUUUGGGCGUGUAAAUAUGAAACCGGGAAAACCAACAACAUUUGCAACGUGCACGUAUUUAGAUAAAAAGAAAUAUUUCCUUUGUUUGCCGGGAAAUCCGGUGUCAGCCACCGUUACUGCACAUUUGUUUCUCUUACCGCUUUUGAACGAGAUGCGCAACGACUCAUCGGAGCCGGUUAUAGUGCAAGCUGCGUUAACGUCGUCAUACAAUUUGGAUUCACGUCCCGAAUAUGCAAGAGUGAUCUUGAAGUGGAAUAACAAAGAAAUGCUUCCAUUGGCUUACAGCACGGGAAAUCAAAUCAGUAGUAAAUUACUCAGUUGCAAAGGUGCUAAUGCGCUUCUAAUGUUACCGGGGCGAACAGAGAAGAAACAGAUGUUGAGUAAAGCCGACAUUGUACCAGCAAUGCUUAUUGGUUUUAAAUAGUUUUCAAUAAGAUAUCACAAGUUCUUCUAGUUAGAAAUAUAUACGCUUAAAAUAUACAUAAGAAAUAUGUAUUCAUAUGAACUUAUUUUCUAAUAAUAUUUCCAGAAAAUUAUUUUUCGAAUAUAUUUUGUAGAUUUUUGCCUCGAAAUACAGUUUGCAUAAAAGUA
This is a messenger RNA of Solenopsis invicta (red fire ant), 2280 nucleotides long. It is a transcript of the gene cin, whose product is annotated as gephyrin. The transcript is spliced from 12 exons. Gene Ontology annotation, biological process: gamma-aminobutyric acid receptor clustering; Mo-molybdopterin cofactor biosynthetic process; molybdenum incorporation into molybdenum-molybdopterin complex. Lineage: Eukaryota; Metazoa; Arthropoda; Insecta; Hymenoptera; Formicidae. The record is from RefSeq and is a predicted model, not a curated record. Gene Ontology annotation, molecular function: molybdopterin molybdotransferase activity. The coding region runs from base 245 to 2113 and encodes 622 amino acids. Gene Ontology annotation, cellular component: postsynaptic membrane; postsynaptic specialization; cytosol.